GACGCCAGAACGCCUGGCCGUAUCGACAGGCGCCCAGUCCCGCGCAAGCGUACUGGAACAAAAACGCUGGAGACACACGCAUGCGCCACCCUGUUCCGAUAUUUUGCCCGAGUCGUCUUGCGACACUUGAUUCCUUUUCUCGCUGUGUCGCAUAAUUGGUCGCCCAGUCAAUACUGACAUUGCACGGCCGGUGCUCGACGGUCGUCGCCUCAAUACGAUUAUUUAUAUUCGAACACGAUAACGUUUCCCGGCGCUAAGUGUCCGAAACAAUUCCGUGAUAUGGCUUUAUUUUGUGACAGAGUGCAUCGUUAGUAGUGAUCUGUGUGAUGCUGUUUGUGUAAGUGAAACAUGGAUGUGGCAAAGGAAAAGACAGGCUUCCAGGAUGACUUUGGGGAUGACGACUGCAAUUCACGUCGCUGCAUGCUAGAUGAUCUGCAGCUAGCGGCGGAACUCGGAAAGACACUCUUGGAAAGGAACAAGGAAUUGGAAACAGCACUGCGUCAACACCAAAAUGUUAUCGAAGAUCAGACACAAGAAAUCGAAUACUUAACGAAACAAACUGCGGCACUGCGAGAAGUGAACGAUUCAAGACUGAGAAUCUACGAGCAACUUGAAGUGAGCAUCCAAGACUUGGAGCGCGCAAAUCACAGGCUAGCUGUAGACCAUGCCGCCGACAAGAAACACAUCAAGACCUUAUGCGGCACCAUCGAAACGUUGGAGAACAAGUGUGAAGAAUUUCAAAAGACUGUGGAUGACUUGAACGCCCAAUUAGAGAUCGUUAGGCGGCGAGCAGAGCGAAAACCUGAAAAUGAUAAACCCAAAGAAAACGAUAUAAAGACUACGGAAUCCGUAGCUCUCAACACCAAGAAUGUUAUCGUCACACCACAGAAGUCGCUAGCACCUCUCCCAGAACUGACGAAAGAGGAUGAGGACUUACUCAGACUAAGCGAUGAGUUGCGAGAGAACAAAGUAGCUUUUGCGCAAGAACAAAGAAGGGUUACAGAGCUCGAAGAACAACUGGCGUCAGUGAUACAAGAGAACAAUAGACUGCAAGAACAGCUGAGAAAUUGGCAUCAAAGAGAUGAUGAACCAAAAUCCAUGCACGAAGAAUUCUCAAUCCUUGAAGAAGUCAGACAAGGACAACUAUGCGUCAGAUGUCUAAGAGGUAUGGAACGAGACGAUAUGUCUUCGAUACUGGACGGGGACGACGACGAUAGGAGCGCCAUCAGUUCUCUCAUCCUCACCCCCGGGCAGCAGAGCCCUAGAGACGACCACGUCACCAGCAAACUUGUCAAAUUUGACAAUGCGAAGGCGAAACUACUACAAGGUAUUUGGGCCAACAAAGAAGAUGGCCACGAAAACCCAUACAGAGAGCUGGUGCAGAAAUAUGAAGCUUUACUCGAGGUUCAACUGUCGCAGGGAAAGAAUAUCAGGAAGAAUAAGCCCAUAUUGUUGCCUAGCACACAAACACAAUCCGGACCAAUUUCGCUGCAAGAUGAACUGCAGACGUCGGGCGAUUACAGUCAAUUUAAUGUCAAAGAUACAGAUGAAGAAAGCGGACACGGCGAGGAAGCCCAAAAAGAAAACAAUCAACAAAAGAAAGUAGAACCAACGUCUCGUAAGAAAAUUAUCCAGACUCCGGACUUUUCUGAAGCUGAAACAUCCAGCUCGGGCUUUUCAGAUGAAACUAGCAAUAAAGCUACGCAGACAGAACGCGAGAGACCCGGCUCUUUCCUUUGUACGAUUGCAGACGGGGAAGACUAUCGUUUUAGCAUCUACGACGAUGUUAGCCCAAUGGAUAGUCGUUUCCGCAACAGACCAGAGUAUCGUGAACUGUUCAAGGAAAUAUUCACUAUACUAAAGAAAGCAGCCGAGAACAAAGAUGAUGGAGAACAGCUUCCACUUCUUGACGAUACGACCACGGGAAAAGUACCACCAGUGACCCCCGCCACGGAGGAACCUCCUGGCAACUUUACUGAUGAUACUCAGAGCGUAUUGUCGUCUGUGAUGUCGGAACAGUCGAUUCCAGUAUCUGAUAUUACAACUCCGGAAUCAGCUGCGUCGAAAGAAAAGGAGCAGUUGAAUUCCGAAACCGUGAGUAAACCUGUAAAUAAUGAAAUAAAACAGAAAAAUAUCAAAGAGAACAAACCACUGGUUGAGAGCACCUCUGAGAAACCAAAAGAAACUAUCAAAGAAGAAGAACGAAACAACGAAAAGGAUAAAGAAAAAGAACGAGUGCUAACACCACUGGUGCGCCAGCCACUGGAAUACAUUGCAGCUACUAGAAAGAAGUCCAGACAUCGCAACCGCAAGCACAGCCAAGAUCGUCAAGGAGCCGACUCACCUGUGUUUCCAUCACCGCCUAAAAUUACCUACCAGAAAUCGUCAAACAAAAAGAGACGAGACUAUAGGCCAAUCGAAAUAAGUCCUCUUGUGAAAACAUCUGAAGCCGAAUGGAACGGAUCCACACUUCAGUUUUACAACAGGAACAUAAACUCUCCAACCCCCAGUGUUAGCGGCCGGACGGGAAAGAUUUAUCAAGGCUACAAUUCAGAAACAGACUCAUGGGAUAUUAAACAGAGCACUGCAUCCCAAGAAAUACAUAAAUUAAGAAAACUAGAACUGUCAUACGCCGAAGUGCUGAGAAACGCCGACAAAACUAAAAAUAGGCGCAAGAAACAUCAAUAAGUAAGUUAUUUUAAAAUUUUAUCGAUGGACCCCCUCUCACUGGAUAGUGAGAGUCGAGUGAUCAACCGCCAUUUGUCUUUGCCAACUGGACAGAUUUAGUUUAAGAUAUUUUGUGAUCUGCUAGCGUUACUUUUAAUUUGUACCACAAACCAUUAUUGGUUGCCAUAUAUUAUGUUCUUUUAUAGAUCAUUGUAUCCUAUAUUUAUCGAUAUAUAAAACAUUAUUACAUCAAAAAUAGUCCAUUAAAUAAUAAUUUAUUAAAAUACCUAUAUUUGAAUAAAAAUAUUUUACCCUCCGAUAUAACAAAAUAGAGUAACGUACUUAAAAAAUAUGCAUUUAAAAAAUCAUGAAAGUAUGUAUAACGGCUUGACAUGCGAAUCGUUAAAAUAUUAAUUUGUUGCAUUUGAAAUUUUAUUACUUGAUAUUUUCAACAGAAUGAGUUUUAUCCUUUAACUUGUUUCCGUUAUUACUUCAGUCACUAUUUUAAUUGUAUAUUCUGUAUUUGUAUUAUGAAUUUAUUUGUAAAUAUUCAUUUAAGUUAAUUUUAUACUUUAAUUAUUUGCCAUGGUAUCUGCGAGUACUAUAAUUCUUUGUGGAAUUGUAUGCUGGAAUUUUAUUUAAUGAGAUUGAAGAGGUUGAAGGUAAGGUAUGAAAUAAAAAUUUGCAUUAAAUAUUA
This is a messenger RNA of Maniola jurtina (meadow brown), 3364 nucleotides long. RefSeq names its product cerebellar degeneration-related protein 2-like (gene centrocortin). Lineage: Eukaryota; Metazoa; Arthropoda; Insecta; Lepidoptera; Nymphalidae. The record is from RefSeq and is a predicted model, not a curated record. Bases 349 to 2688 code for a protein of 779 amino acids. The transcript is spliced from 6 exons.